AUGACUAUCCUCGUGCUAGGUGGCCGCGGCAAAACAGCUAGUCGUCUCUCCUUGUUGCUGCACAACGCUGGAGUCCCCUUCCUGGUCGGAUCCAGUUCAACCUCCCCUGUCGGUCCCUACAAGAUGACGCACUUUGACUGGCUCAAUGAAGAUACCUGGACAAAUGGGUUCCUGCGCGCAUCCCUAGACGGCAUGGACCCAAUCUCCGCCGUCUACCUAGUGGGAGGUCACGCACCGGAGUUGGUUGAUCCGGGGCUUCGAUUUAUCAAUUUCGCUCGGGCUCGGGGUGUCAACCGCUUCGUCCUCCUCAGUGCCAGUAAUGUAGACAAGGGAACCCACUCUAUGGGCAUUCUUCACGCACAUCUCGAUACUCUCGAGGAUGUGCAAUAUGUGGUCUUGAGGCCGACCUGGUUCAUGGAGAACCUCCUGGAGGAUCCACAUCUCGGCUGGAUCAAGGAGGAGGACAAGAUCUACUCUGCUACCGGGGAUGGCAAGAUCCCGUUCAUCUCUGCCGACGAUAUUGCACGAGUUGCGUUUUCUAUACUCACAGACUGGAAGCCACAAAGAGCGCAGGAGUAUUUUGUUGCAGGCCCGGACUUGCUUUCUUAUGAUCGGAUAGCGGAUAUCCUCACGACAGUUCUGGGCCGAAAGAUAACCCAUGUCGGUCUCGCCGAGGCAGACUUAGCUCGGCUUCUAAGGGAUGACGUUGGUCUGCCGCCCGAUUUCGCGGCCAUGCUCGCUUCGAUGGAGACAGAUGUUAAGCACGGCGCAGAGGAGCGCGAUAGCCACGAUGUGAAGAAGAUGACCGGAAGUUCGCCACGUAGCUUCUUGGACUUUGCAGAGAAGGAGAAGACGCGCUGGAUGGAGCGUUGA
Aspergillus viridinutans is the source of this 873-nucleotide messenger RNA. It is a transcript of the gene fgaFS, whose product is annotated as festuclavine dehydrogenase easG. NCBI's taxonomy places the organism in Eukaryota, Fungi, Ascomycota, Eurotiomycetes, Eurotiales, Aspergillaceae. The coding region runs from base 1 to 873 and encodes 290 amino acids. The record is from RefSeq and is a predicted model, not a curated record. The transcript is spliced from 3 exons.